AUGGGUAAAGUCCGCAAGUCCAAGACAUAUCGGCAGCAUCAGCCGGCCGUGCCAGUCAUCAAGAAGGCCAAAGACGUCGAAGAGGAAGAAGCACCAGAGGAUAAGGAAGAUGAGGCCAUCAAUGCGUUGAGUCGGGGACAGCGCAAGCGUCAGAAGCGUCGCGAUGCGUUCAACAAGAAGAUGGGCAUGGUCGAGCGCACGAUCCUUCAGAAGAAGAAGGACGCCAAGAAGGAAUCCGACGGCAUCUUUGGGGACUUUGAAGACCUCCAGAAGUCGUUGUUUUCCGAGACGACAGUGCCCGCCACCACGGCUGAUGCUGCGCCGAAAGCCCCCACCAAGCUCACCGGGAAGCAAAAGAAACGCCUGGCUAUCCACGAACUGGGCCAUCUCAAAGCCGUGCACUCACACCCUUCGUUCCAGGCGAACCCGUUUGCCGCCAUUCAAAUGCACCUGCAGAACACAGUAGUCGCGGCCCAAGCGCCAGUCGCCGCCCCUUCAAAAGCUAACAAAAAGUAA
Molecule: messenger RNA, 516 nt
Organism: Aphanomyces astaci
Lineage: Eukaryota; Oomycota; Saprolegniomycetes; Saprolegniales; Verrucalvaceae
Exons: 1
Coding region: 1-516 (171 amino acids)
Biological process (GO): maturation of SSU-rRNA from tricistronic rRNA transcript (SSU-rRNA, 5.8S rRNA, LSU-rRNA)
Cellular component (GO): nucleolus; preribosome, small subunit precursor; 90S preribosome
Source: RefSeq, a predicted model, not a curated record